ACAAGCGAGAAGGUGCGACGCGAUAUCUUCAGUUCCCCUUUGGCCGCUACUGAAUUAGAAACGCCUGCGCCUGCUCUUUGGCCAAAGCAGAAUAGUACCUAUUGUCCCGGCUUGACAACACCACCGAUGCGUUUGCGGUGGCUAUUCGCUAUGUUCGGGAGCGGCACUGGGAUCCAAUCCGUCGGUGCGUUUUCGGUGGCGAUCUGGCCGCGGCCGAGAUGGUGGCUUAGACGGCGGGGAGGAGAGCCCGGCAGAGACGGGACUAGAGGUGGAAGGGAUAUCCCCUCACAGAAGCACGCAGCUGAAAGAUGUUGUUAUAACAGACUCCGGACGAGGAGUUGUCAGCCGCAAGACACGACACGGAUGAACGUGGGAGUAACAAGAGGAACAAAGUGAGAGAGAGAAAUUCCGGAUAUCCUCCGAUUCUUCUAUUCAUGUGCCACACGAUGGACCGGCGCCAGUCGAACAAAUCACAUCGUAAAAAAAGU
Molecule: messenger RNA, 488 nt
Organism: Colletotrichum godetiae
Lineage: Eukaryota; Fungi; Ascomycota; Sordariomycetes; Glomerellales; Glomerellaceae
Exons: 1
Coding region: 127-396 (89 amino acids)
Source: RefSeq, a predicted model, not a curated record